Molecule: messenger RNA, 1062 nt
Organism: Dicrocoelium dendriticum
Lineage: Eukaryota; Metazoa; Platyhelminthes; Trematoda; Plagiorchiida; Dicrocoeliidae
Source: the annotation of a GenBank genome assembly
AUGGAAUCUGUAGACCAUAAGGUAGAGUCUAUGCUUAGUGUUGUAUCUCUCUCCGUUCCACCUUUUUGGGACAUGGAUCCUGUUUUGUGGUUCGCUCAUCUUGAGGCUGAGUUUUAUAACCACAGAAUCACUUCCGACUACGCGAAGUAUUGCAAGCUCCUGUCCUAUCUCCCCAAGGAGAUAUCAAUGCAGGUUCGUGACGUCAUCAUUUCUCAGACCGAAAACCGCUAUGAGGCUCUCAAGGAAGCCACGAUUAAGCGUGUUAUGCCCUCUGAGAAAGUUCGCCUGCAGCAGCUUUUCAGGGAUCUGCAGCUGGGCGACAAACUGCCCUCAACCCUGCUACGCGAGAUGCAGCAACUCCUUGGUUCAUCAACCAUGGACGAGACUUUACUUCGCGAACUAUGGCUACAACGGCUACCGGAAAACACACAAGCGAUUCUCGCUACAGUGAGCUCCGUUCCGCUCACUCAACUAGCAGACUUAGCGGAUCGAGUUAUUGAACGAUCACAGCCACAGGCCAACGCCAGCAAGGUCCAUGCCGUCGCGUCCCAGGGCACUUCUAUCACUGGCUUACAGUCAACUAUAGAAGCCCUGCAAGCACAAGUUGCGACACUUAGUCGCCAGGUCCAGCAGCUUACUAUGGACCGUCGUCGUCAUAGCCGAUCCAAAUCGCCCUGCAAACGUUCUCAGUCUAGCAACAGGCAAGCUAGCUGUUGGUACCAUCAGCGUUUUGGUACCGCAGCUCGUAAAUGUGUAAAGCCUUGCAACUUCGACGAGAAGCAGGGAAAACUUCGCGGCCGGUCCGUAACGGCGACGGACGCGACUGGCCAACACCAAAGUCGCCUCAUCCGCGUUAGGGAUUUAACUUCCGGCACCGAGUUUCUAGUCGACACUGGUGCCGAAGUUAGCGUUAUACCCCGUAGCUCAGAUGAGGUCGUCUCACCAUCGCCGACCAAGCUGCGUGCCGCCAAUGGCACACCAAUCGCAACUUUCGGCGAAAAGCUGCUAACGCUCAACUUAGGCCUCCGGCGAACCUUUCGCUGGCCUUUCAUAAUCGCUGCU